CAAUGCCAUCUUCCAGCAAGGCGGGGACAGCAGCACGUGACGCAGGGAUCGGCGGCCGCCAUCUUUAGUAAGGGCAAAGCGUGUGAUGGGAAUAGUGGGGGUGGGGGUGACAUUGGAGGUGGUUUCCUCCUCCAUCCCCAGCCUGAUGCAACGUGUGUGCGGUGCGGCAGGUGUCAGACGUCCGCCCGGCCGGUGCGCCCUCCCCGCAUGGCUGCCCCAUCCAGCCCGGAGGCCGCACUCCCAUCCUCUCCGGCCCAUCCCUGGUCCCAGCUUCUCAGGCACGUCCAGUACGAGAACCUGGUGGCCGGCCUGAGCGGGGGCGUCAUCUCCACCCUGGUGCUGCACCCGCUGGACCUAGUCAAGAUCCGCUUUGCAGUGAGCGAUGGCUUGGAGCUCCGACCUAAGUACAAUGGUAUAUUGCACUGCAUGUCCACCGUGUGGAGACAGGAAGGACUACGCGGCCUCUAUCAGGGGGUUACUCCUAAUAUAUGGGGAGCUGGGGCGUCCUGGGGACUUUACUUCUUCUUUUACAGUGCUAUCAAAGCGUACAAGAAGGAAGGUAGGGCAGAGAACCUCACAGCGACUGAGCACCUCCUGUCGGCUGCUGGUGCCGGUGCCCUAACGUUGUGUUUUACAAACCCAAUAUGGGUUACAAAGACUCGUCUUGUUCUUCAGUAUGACGCUGGCGUUGACCCUUCCAAGCGUCAGUACCGGGGAAUGUUCCAUGCUCUGGCUAAGAUCUAUAGACAAGAAGGGAUCCCCGGGCUAUACAAGGGUUUCGUGCCCGGCCUAUUGGGAACAUCACACGGUGCCCUUCAGUUCAUGGCAUACGAGGAGUUAAAGAUGGAAUACAAUAAGCACCUUAAUAAGCCCAGUGAUGCUAAACUGAACACUCUGGAAUACAUCACGGUGGCAGCGCUGUCAAAGAUAUUUGCAGUGAUGACUACUUAUCCUUAUCAAGUAGUACGCGCUCGUCUACAGGAUCAGCACAACCGCUAUGCGGGGGUUAUCGAUGUUAUCAGCAGGACUUGGCGGAAAGAAGGUGUCCAUGGAUUCUACAAAGGAAUUGUUCCCAAUGUUCUCCGAGUCACUCCCGCCUGCUGUAUCACCUUUGUAGUAUAUGAAAAUGUCUCUCACUUCCUAUUGGGUCUGCGGAAUCCGGGGAAUAAGUAACAUAUACCGCCUGUCCUUGGGACUCUUGGUGUCUGCGGAGACGGUGGACACGUCAGAGAGAGAACCGUGUCCUGUACGGAUCUUAUUCAGGGUUAUGUCUCUAUACAGUACCUGUGUGAGAGCAGGUUGUGGUUUUAUUUAUUACAUGUUUAUGUAUAUUGCUUCUACAGUUGUAUGUGCAAGCAAGUAAUACUUUCUUUUUAUUUUUUUGUCACGACCUGGAAUUUGACAUUUACAUUUUUAUGUAACGCGUUUCUAGUUGUAUUUACUUUACAGCGUCUACAUUUCAAAGUGUAAAAAAAAUAUGACAAAGAAAAGUGAAAGUUAUUUUUUUUAAAAA
Molecule: messenger RNA, 1513 nt
Organism: Pseudophryne corroboree (corroboree frog)
Lineage: Eukaryota; Metazoa; Chordata; Amphibia; Anura; Myobatrachidae
Gene: SLC25A32
Product: solute carrier family 25 member 32
Exons: 7
Coding region: 208-1173 (321 amino acids)
Biological process (GO): nucleotide transport; folate import into mitochondrion
Cellular component (GO): mitochondrion
Molecular function (GO): FAD transmembrane transporter activity; folic acid transmembrane transporter activity
Source: RefSeq, a predicted model, not a curated record